AUGGCCGAGCCGAAGAAGAAAGGCUUCUGGAGCCUGUUUCGGAGCAAAAGCUCGGCGAAUAAGAAUGGGUACUUGGAGAAGGACCCCCUGAGGAGGGCGAGCGAUGGUGAUGUACUUGGCCGCUCCAAGAGGCCUGAUGAACCGGCCGAGACCUCAACCCGCCGCCGCAGGCCACGCCGGACCGACCCGCACGGCGUCAAGGGCAAGGGUCCCGAAGACCCUCAUAGCUCGCCUUACGAUCUGGUGCCCCUCACCGAGUGGCCGCCCUCAGGCAUGUCGAGGAGCGAGGAACUGAGCCUGGGUCCGGCCAUGCAGCUCAUCUCGAGAGGUGUGCCCGCCUUCAAGGGUUACAAGAGAUCCAUUCCCCACGCCUCGGAUCACUUUUAUGCCUUGUUCGCGACUGUGGCUGGAAAUCGGGGUGACGAAACAGAUGCCGCGAACCAGCACGACUCGAUGACGCAGCUCAUGACACUGCGGCUCGCCGAGUCAGGACCAGCCACCUACCCUUGGGAGACACUGGAACAGCCGAGCUACUCGUUCCACUUUGGCAAGCGCCCGGGUACCAUCACACUCAACCACUGGGUGUCCCUAGCAAGCGUCUUGCCGCCGACCAUCGAUCUCCGCGACUCUGGAAUAGCACCCCGCGAGAUCGACCUCGAGGCCAUCUUCGCGCGCCUCAAGGAGCUGGACAGGGGGUUGGAGGACGACGACGAGGAUCUGAUGUACCGGAAUCUGUACAAGCGGCUGCUCAAAGACCCCGACAAGUACCUGAGUCCACAUAAGACGUUGGACAAGCAGAUUACCGACUUGAUCAUGGUCCUCUCACGCCCAGGCUACUGGAUCGAUUUUACCAACCCGAAGAACCAGGUUGUCACCCGGUUCAUCUUUGACACGAGCUCGGCAAACAGCCAGACCUUCCAUAGAUUUUGUCACCAGCUACUCCUCAGUCUUGAAUUAGAGCUCCGGAUACAGUCUCGGCACCACAUGACGGACGCGAAAGAGAAGCUGCUCACCCAAAUACCGCCGACAAUACAAUGGAACCUCGCACUCGCACGCAGGUGGCGCGAUAACAUCCGAGUCGAUGACUACGGCAGCACGCCCGAGCAAGUGCAGCUCCGCUACAAAUUGAAGAGACGCCAGGUCAAGAUGCUCAAGCGCUUCGCCCAGAUGAUGAAGUGGCCGAACCUCGCCGAGACCCUCGCCAGCCUCAAGCGGCGCGACGCCGACUCCACCCUCGACCUCGUCAGCUCGCACGCCAUGGCCUUCUUCAGCGGCCUCGUCCUGCCAGGUCCAACCUUCCCCUUCCUCAUCAUGAACGCCCUCAUCGACAUCGACCCGGACCGAGCGACCGACGACCUGACCCUCCUCACCCACGGCCACCCGAGCUGCGGCUUCCAGUACCGCAACAGCUACACCUACUGGACGGCCAGCUCCAUCGUAGGCAAAGUCCUCGCGCCGACCUGCCGCGCCCUGGCGGGCUGGGUCGGUCCGGCGCGCCCGACCACCGACCUCGGCCGCAACCAAAUCGCCCGCAUCCGCGCCCGCCGCCCGCCCGCCCCGCGCGGCGUAAUCACCCCGGACGACGUCCGCUCCAUGUCGGAACGCUCCGACCCGCUCGGCCCGCCCACGCAGGUCUUCCCGGUAAAGGAAUACUCCCUCGUGAGCCCGGACCGCGAUGACGACGCCUACCUGGCCGACCUCGUCCGCAUCGAGCUGCUCACCCUGCGCCCCUGCGCCACCAACGCCAACACCCCAGCGUCGUCUACCUCACUGCCCCAAUCACCUGUUUCCCCGUCCCCGGCGCCGUCCAAACAAACUGCCGCUGCAGCAGCAGCAAAAGCGCCAAGGUAUUACGACGCUUCGAUCCAGUUUGCCAUAGAUGGCGUCUCGUGGCCGCUCAGGCUGGCGUACGACGUGUCCUUCGUGAGCGCCUGGCCGUGCUCAGACGGGCCGCACCCGCUCUUCUUUGACUAUGUCUACAUGCCGGUCAAGGCGGACCAGCUGGUCAAAGUGAGGGAUUGGAAUGGCGGGUACGGUGGUGGUGGUGGUGCGGGUUCGAGGCCUGCCACCGCUACGGCGGCGGGCGGUCAGAGUUAUCAGGGUAAUAAUAUCAAUAAUGGUCUUGGGGCUGGGCUGGGUGGCAAUCAUAUCAUUAAUAUGAACAAGACUGGGGUGUCGAGCCCGAGUACGCUGAGCGGCGGCGACGAGGAGAGGGUGCUGGUUGUGGAGGCGUUUGGCGUGCCGGAUAACGAGGUGCUGGCGAGGGCGUGGUGUGCGCAUUGGGGCCUCAGUGCCGUUGUGGCGGAUCUCGGGAGGACGUGCAUGGCGUGUGCGAUUCGUGAAGCAUAUGCCGCGACUAUGACGGUAGUAAUUUUGGUGGAUGAUGAGCAGGAUGGGACGGAUGAUUAG
This is a messenger RNA of Parathielavia appendiculata, 2409 nucleotides long. RefSeq lists its product as uncharacterized. The transcript has 3 exons. Lineage: Eukaryota; Fungi; Ascomycota; Sordariomycetes; Sordariales; Chaetomiaceae. The record is from RefSeq and is a predicted model, not a curated record. Bases 1 to 2409 code for a protein of 802 amino acids.